GAGGUGGGGAUCGAUAUUUUGGGCACGCUGAAGGCAUUAUUUUGGACAUGACAUGCUUACAAUCUCAUAUGUGUGAUCCUGUUUGCAUUGACAAUCAAUGGCGACAAACGUUGCAUCCACUGAUCUCUUCUGUGCCGCAUCAUGCAUUCAUUUUACUAAUGCACGUAACUUCAUCUGAUUCUGCCUGGUCCACGUGAUUUGUUCCCAUGCUAAAUGGCUGUCGCAUUCGCUCCUAAUCCUGCCGUCGGCUUUGAAGAACGACGUCGUCUCCACCAGCAUCUUGUUUGUGUUGGUAACAGUAGCCCGUUGGUCCCACUCAUUACACCUCACUCGCCCCAUAUCCAUAAAACCGCUCCCAACUUCUCUCUGUCACUCCCCCACUCCUCACUCCCUCCCUCAACUCUCACUCCCCUCGUCUCCCUCGCCAUGCCUCCCCACCUCUUCCUUUUCUUCCUCCUCCUCUCCCGUUCCCUCUCUCUUGCUUCAUCUCUCUCCACUCCUAAUGCUGCCAAGACCUUCAUCUUCCGGGUUCAUUCUGAUUCCAAGCCCUCCAUCUUCCCCACCCACUAUCACUGGUACACCUCCGAGUUCGCUGAGCCCACUCGGAUCCUUCAUGUUUAUGACACCGUUUUCCACGGCUUCUCUGCUUCCCUUACUCCCCAGCAGCUCGAUUCCGUAAGACAGCACCCCGCCGUCCUCGCUGUCUUCGAGGACCGUCGCCGCCGGCUUCACACCACUCGUUCCCCUCAGUUCCUUGGCCUCAGAAACCAGCGUGGUCUCUGGUCAGAAUCCGACUAUGGCUCUGACGUCAUCAUUGGAGUUUUCGACACUGGGAUUUGGCCCGAACGCCGCAGCUUCUCCGAUUCCAAUUUGGGUCCCGUUCCCCGUCGCUGGAAAGGGGUUUGCGAGACGGGGGUGGAGUUUUCCGCAAGCAACUGCAACAAGAAGCUGAUUGGGGCUCGUUUUUUCUCUAAAGGUCACGAGGCGGGGGCCGGCUCCGCGGGUCCCUUGAACCCCAUCAACGAGACUGUUGAGUUCCGAUCUCCUCGAGAUGCGGAUGGCCAUGGGACCCAUACAGCAUCAACUGCAGCGGGUCGGUAUGCUUUUCACGCAAGCAUGUCGGGUUAUGCCUCUGGGAUUGCGAAGGGUGUGGCACCCAAAGCAAGAUUGGCGGUGUACAAGGUCUGCUGGAAGAAUUCAGGUUGCUUCGAUUCUGAUAUACUGGCUGCUUUCGACACCGCCGUAGCUGAUGGUGUCGAUGUCAUUUCUAUAUCAAUUGGCGGUGGCGAUGGUGUGGCCUCGCCGUACUACCUCGACCCCAUUGCGAUUGGUUCCUACGGUGCGGUUUCCAAAGGGGUUUUUGUAUCGUCUUCAGCUGGUAACGAUGGGCCCGGAGGAAUGUCAGUGACAAACUUGGCGCCCUGGUUGGCGACGGUUGGAGCAGGCACUAUCGAUAGGGAUUUCCCUGCGGAAGUGAUUCUCGGUGAUGGCCGGAGAUUAUCCGGCGUCUCUCUUUACUCUGGAGCGCCAUUGAACAAGAAAAUGUAUCAACUUGUUUACCCUGGCAAGUCAGGGGUUCUGGCCGAUACACUGUGCAUGGAAAAUUCAUUUGAUCCCAAGCUUGUCAAGGGGAAGAUUGUGAUAUGUGAUCGCGGAAGCAGUCCGAGAGUUGCUAAAGGAUUGGUGGUGAAGAAAGCUGGCGGCGUGGGAAUGAUCCUAGCUAACGGUCUUUCAAACGGUGAAGGUCUGGUCGGUGAUGCACAUCUUCUUCCCGCCUGUGCUAUUGGCGCGAAUGAAGGAGAUGCCAUCAAGGCAUAUGUCUCAUCUUCUGCAAAUCCCACGGCCACCAUUGACUUCAAAGGCACGACGCUUGGAAUUAAACCCGCACCUGUUCUGGCUUCUUUUUCAGCCAGAGGACCAAAUGGUUUGAACCCGGAGAUACUGAAACCGGAUUUGAUCGCCCCAGGGGUGAACAUUCUCGCUGCUUGGACCGAUGCAGUUGGCCCCACCGGGUUAGAUUCCGAUUCGCGAAGAACUGAAUUCAACAUCUUAUCAGGUACUUCAAUGGCUUGUCCUCACGUAAGCGGUGCGGCGGCGUUGUUAAAAUCGGCACACCCAGAGAGCCCAGCUGCUAUAACAGCCAGACUCGAUAACAGAAACCAGAUCAUAGACGAAGCUACGGGGAAAGCUUCGACACCAUAUGAUUUUGGUGCCGGACAUCUCAAUCUGGGUCAUGCUAUGGAUCCUGGUUUGGUGUACGAUAUCACGGACAAAGAUUACGUGAACUUUCUGUGCGCUAUCGGUUACGGGCCGAAGCUCAUUCAGGUGAUGACUCGAUCACCGGCGAACUGUCCGGCGAGGAAGCCAUCGCCGGAGAAUCUGAACUACCCAUCUUUUGUGGCUCUGUUCCCGAGCUCAUCCGAAGGGGUAUCGAGUAAGACGUUCAUCCGGACGGUGACGAAUGUGGGUCCGGCAAACUCGACUUACCGGGCGAGAGUGGAGUCACAGCCGCAGGGGGUGAGUGUGAGUGUGAGGCCGUCGAAGCUGACAUUUUCGGGGUCGGUGAAGAAGCGGAGCUUUGUGGUGACGGUGACAGCAGACGGUCGGAAUCUGAAGCUGGGUCAGGUCGGGGCAGUGUUUGGGUCGAUCUCAUGGACGGAUGGGAUGCAUGUGGUUCGGAGCCCGAUCGUGGUUACUCAAAUGGAGCCUCUGUAACUAUAAAGCGCUGCCACCAUCACGAGUUGCCGCGCAAAGUAGACGACGGACGUCUUUACAUAUCCGUCUUUUCCAUAUUUCAAGCAAAUUUAUUUUUUACUCUUUUUUUUUUUUUUGGCUGAAAGUGUGAUUCUGUAUGUUCACUAUAGUCUGCCACAGCUUGAUGAUGCAUUUAUAGACUCUAAGGUGUCUAUUUAUGCACAACAUAACAAGUUAUUUAACUUAUGAGUGGGUUUGUAAAAUUGAGAAUGUUGGGUAUGGGAUGAGAUUUUGUCUGGAUGGAGGGGAUGGGGAGAGUAAUGCAUAGAUCGGUUAGGUUGGAAGCGUAACCAAGCAUUGGAAUAUUUGUGCGGGGGCUACGAUUAUUGUUCGUUGAAACUAGAGGACAUUGUUGGUGAAAACUAAUAAAUGCACUU
Messenger RNA from Neltuma alba, 3131 nucleotides. RefSeq names its product subtilisin-like protease SBT1.6. Gene Ontology annotation, biological process: proteolysis. The record is from RefSeq and is a predicted model, not a curated record. Gene Ontology annotation, molecular function: serine-type endopeptidase activity. NCBI's taxonomy places the organism in Eukaryota, Viridiplantae, Streptophyta, Magnoliopsida, Fabales, Fabaceae.